Molecule: messenger RNA, 1447 nt
Organism: Babesia bovis T2Bo
Lineage: Eukaryota; Apicomplexa; Aconoidasida; Piroplasmida; Babesiidae
Product: YT521-B-like family protein
Exons: 2
Coding region: 140-1060 (306 amino acids)
Biological process (GO): mRNA splicing, via spliceosome; regulation of mRNA splicing, via spliceosome
Cellular component (GO): nucleoplasm
Molecular function (GO): mRNA binding; N6-methyladenosine-containing RNA reader activity
Source: RefSeq, a predicted model, not a curated record
GAUCCGUAGAGUUACAGAAGACUCCGUGCCAAGGCAUAUACUAAAAUGAUACACAGUAUGUACCAUGGAAUCUGGGCUUUUGGCGCCCUAAAUGUUAUAACAGUGACCCUGUAAGUGUUCAUGUGUCUAGUAAAUUAACAUGGAUCUUGGUGAAUAUUCACAUAAGAACGUCGAUCAUAACAAAGCAAAAAGUAUAUAUGAACAUGGAGUAAACGUAUAUUACAUUGUUAAAAGCUUCUCGGAUCAAAAUGUACGAGCUGCGCUGAUACACAACGUAUGGGCGACAACACCAAAAAACGAAGUCAUCUUGGACAAAGCAUACCAAAAGGGAGGCAACGUUAUAUUGGUCUUCUCUAUCAACGGCAGCUCAAGGUUUAUCGGUUAUGCCCUAAUGCAAUCUAGGCCUGGGCAUGCAUCAUUCAACGAAAGUGUUUUCUUCAUGGCCAAUGGAAAUAAAUUCAACGGCAAGCAUUUCGAUAUAUUGUGGAUAAGGGUCAUAGAUCUGCCAUUUACAGCAUGCGCUAAGCUCAAGAACUCACUAAACGAGUACAAACCAGUGAAACUAGCAAGAGAUGGACAGGAAAUAGAUAAAACUACUGGAAAAGCAUUAUGUAUCAUUUUUGAAGAACACUACACCAAGUGCAGUGAUAUAACAUUAAGAGACGAAACAAGUAAAACUACUGGAUUCACAAUACCAACAGGUGUUCCAAACACUGUAGGGCCUGGAUCACCAUUAAUCCCUGGAAUAAUAAAUCCACAACUGUUUCUGGGCAUAUCUCAAAUCGGAUCUAUACCAACACAUAUAUACCAAGGUAUGCCCACUUCAAUGUUACAGUCACCAAGGACAGCAACUAGCAAGCCAGGGAAGGAUACUCAAUACCACUUUCAUAUCACCAAGGAACAAGCACUCAUCGCAGCGGAAUUUAACCCAGCCAUAUCUAUAUUCCCAAUAGAUCUGACUAACAUGUCAUAUGACCAGUAUAUAUCACUGUAUAAGGUAUCACUGCAUCACUGGGAAAACCAGCAGGUACAACAGAUAAAAGAGGAGAAUGAUGGGUAGUGUAUAUAGGUUCUCCACUUUAGUGGGACUCACACGACUUAAAGUGCUGUCCAGGGGUUCAUUGGGGCACUAUAUGAACCCAUUCACCAAUUACAACCAUAGUUACUUGUCAUCGGGUGUAUAUAAUAAUGAAUUUGCAAUUGAAAAAAACAGAGCAAUAAUGCGUAUAAAGAAUACGGGAAUGAAGGAACUAGAUAUUAUACUAACUGAUUAUAUAAACAAAGUAAAGGACGUAUUGGAUCCAAAACUAGUCAAUGAACUCCACGCAAUACUAGAUCUCGAUACACCCACACUUUACCAAACUUUUGUAAUACAACAACAACUCCCCAAGGAAUUGAUACAGAAUGACACAGCAAAACAAAUACUUGCCCAUGCCAAAAGUAGGUG